AAAUCUCUUCUCAAUCACAGCCAUAGCAACAUUUUCCAGUCAGAUUUAUUCUAAAACGUGUUACCCACUAACCAAAACCAAGAAGGCCAAGGAUCAAAUUCCUACACUAUAAUUAAGGCCAAACUUUUUUUAUUAUUAACAUUUAUUAUUGGUCAAAUUAAUAACCCAAAAUCAACCUCCACAAGUCUCUAAAUCCCCUCACCUAUUACUGCAACUUCACUUUCUCUCUCUCUCUUUCUAGCCAUUUCUCAGAGUUUUCUAACUUUCACUUCCAUAGUUUUUCCAAGAAAAGGCCAAGAAUGUCACUCAAAUCUUUGGCAUAUUUUGUUUGAUGAAUCUUGGAUAAUUGAAAUACAGGGUUGAUUGUAGGUGAUGAAAAGUUUGUGGCAACUGAAGGGGCUAAGAUGAGCCUGAAGGAGGAGGCAAUCCAAGAAGAAAUAAUAACAGAGGAAGAAGAUUCCAUGCAACAAAGGCCAUGGAUGAUAUACCGGGCUCAAUUGGAACCAGCGCUAGCUUCUCUUUGAGAUUGGCCCAAACCAUCUUCUCUUGUGCUUCUCUCUUUUUCAUGUCUUUGGGUGUUCAAUUCUACAGCUACACUGCCUUCUGCUAUCUAGUUACAAUCAUGGGUUUGGCAAUUCCAUGGAGUUUCACAUUAGCAAUCGUUGACGGAUACUGUGUUUUGGUAAAAUGCCCUAUCCGGCAGCCCGGAAUACUGCUGACUAUUAUCAUCGGAGACUGGGUUUUAUCAAUUCUUAUUCUAGCUGCUGCAUGCUCAACAGCUAGUGUUGUGGAUCUCCUGCUCCAUGCUGAUAGGUCAUAUUGCCCUCCAAGGGUUUGCAGUAGAUAUCAAAUAUCUGCUGCAAUGGCAUUCUUGUCUUGGUUUUUUUCCAUGUCUUCAUCUCUGUUCAAUCUCUGGUUACUCCCCUCCUUGUGAUUUUCAGGAUGGUUUUUGAUGUUUUUGGAUUUGUGUAUUCAUAAAGAUUGACAAAUUUGUGGACUUGCAGUUUAAAGCAACUUA
Molecule: messenger RNA, 1018 nt
Organism: Hevea brasiliensis (rubber tree)
Lineage: Eukaryota; Viridiplantae; Streptophyta; Magnoliopsida; Malpighiales; Euphorbiaceae
Product: CASP-like protein 5C3
Exons: 3
Coding region: 476-934 (152 amino acids)
Cellular component (GO): membrane
Source: RefSeq, a predicted model, not a curated record